Messenger RNA from Paralichthys olivaceus (Japanese flounder), 3110 nucleotides. Its product is annotated as carotenoid-cleaving dioxygenase, mitochondrial-like. Lineage: Eukaryota; Metazoa; Chordata; Actinopteri; Pleuronectiformes; Paralichthyidae. Gene Ontology annotation, biological process: carotene catabolic process; retinal metabolic process. Gene Ontology annotation, cellular component: mitochondrion. The record is from RefSeq and is a predicted model, not a curated record. Gene Ontology annotation, molecular function: carotenoid dioxygenase activity; beta-carotene 15,15'-dioxygenase activity.
AGCAGCAUGUGCAGCUCCAGUGGCACAGCAGAGACUGGUCCACCAGAUGCAGAGAUCAGUGGCUGUGUCCAUCCCUGUUAACUGCGGCCAUGUCUCCUGUGAGCUCAGAUAAUGACAAGCCUGUUGAGAAUGGCAAGGACAAGGAAUCCAUCAACACGCUACUGAAGGGACUGGAGACAAUUUCUCCUUUGGUCCGCUCUGCACAGGAGACCCCUGAGCCGAUCUCUACCACAGUACAAGGCACCAUUCCCUCCUGGAUCAAUGGCAAAUUCCUCCGCAACGGCCCGGGGAAGUUUGAAUUUGGAAACACACACUACAACCACUGGUUCGACGGGAUGGCGAUGCUACACCAGUUCAAGAUCGACAAAGGCCAGGUGACGUACAUGAGUCGGUUCCUGAGCAGCGAUGCCUACAAGAAGAACAGUGAGAGGGACCGCAUCAUGAUGUCAGAAUUCGGCACACUCGCCAUGCCCGACCCCUGUAAAAACUUCUUUCAACGCUUCCUGUCUCGCUUUGAGAGGAUGGAGCCAACGGAUAAUGCGAGUGUGAGCUUUGUGAAGUACAAAGGUGACUACUAUGUCAGCACAGAGACGAACUUCAUGCACAAAGUGAACCCAGAAAAUCUGGAAACGCUGGAAAAGGUGGACUGGAGCAAGUUUAUUGCUGUUAAUGGAGCCACUGCCCACCCACACUAUGACCCUGAUGGUACCACCUACAAUAUGGGCAACUCCUAUGGAAGCAAAGGAGCCCAGUACAACAUCAUCAAAGUGCCGUCUGAGAAGACCGAUGCCAAAGACACGCUUCAAGGCGCCAAAGUGCUCUGCUCUAUCGUGCCUUCAAACAAGUCCCAUCCCUCCUACUAUCACAGCUUCGCCAUGUCAGAGAACUGUGUGGUGUUCAUCGAGCAGCCAAUCAAGAUGGACCUGCUGAAGAUCGUGACAUGUAAGAUGAGGGGGAAGGCUCUGAGCGAGGGCAUCUACUGGGAUCCCAAUGAGGAAACUGUCUUCCAUGUUGUUGACAAGCACACAGGCAAGGUCAGCUCAGUGAAAUACCACACCAAAGCCAUCGCCACCUUCCAUCAGAUCAACGCCUUCGAGGAGGAUGGAUUCCUGAUGCUUGACAUGUGCUGCUCAGACGACGGCCAAGCCAUCAACAACUACCUCAUCCAGAACUUACGCAAGUCAGGAGAUGCACUUGAUGAGGUGUACAACACCAUCUCCAAGAAUUACCCCCGGCGUUUUGUUUUGCCCCUGAAUGUGACAAGUGAAACACCAACAGGCCAGAACCUGAACACACGGCCCUCCAGUAACGCAACGUGUGUCAAAGUCAGCACAGAUAAGGUCUUCUGCCAGCAUGAGGACCUCCAUGGUGAUGAUCUCAAUGACUACGGAGGCCUGGAGUUCCCUCAGAUCAACUAUGACAGAUGUAACACACGACCAUACCGAUAUUUCUACGGCUGUGGCUUCAGACAUCUGGUGGGAGACUCUCUGCUCAAGAUGGACCUGAACGACAAGACACUCAAGGUCUGGUACCAGAAGGGUCUCUACCCCUCAGAGCCCGUGUUUGUGCCGUCACCCGAAGCCGUGGAGGAGGAUGAUGGUGUCGUCCUCUCUGUGGUUCUCACCCCCUCACAAGAUAAAGGGACGUUCCUCCUGGUUUUGGACGCCAAGACAUUUGAGGAGUUGGGAAGAGCCAAUGUGCCUGUUAAUAUUCCUUAUGGCUUCCAUGGAACCUUCAAUGCAUCUACAUAGAUCUAACCAUGUAGCUCUUCUGAUACAUGACAUGAUACAAAGAAUACUAAAUGCAGUAUUACUCACACACAAGUUAUUACUAUAAUGUGGGCAUCAAUUUAUAUUGUAGGAUGGUCCUACUUUUAUAUCACACAAGUGUCUAAUGGACAUUUUCUUUUGUACUCUUUUUAGUCUCAAACUAUAUUUUUUUAAGGCUGAUUUACUUUUAUAAAUCCUUCACUUUACUAAUAUUUACCUCUGUGAACUUUCAAGUGCAGUUACACAGUUGUGCUUCUUUAAAACACAGAAUCUCUGCCAUUUUCUGAAAUAUGAUCACAUGUGAAAACAGCUGCUUCAACCGGACUUUAUUAUUGAGGUGUUUUAGAAUUGAAUCAACUUUUUUUAUAGAAAAUGAAAAUCAUCAUAUUAUGUCUUGUGCUACUUUUGUUUUGCUACGUUAUUUUUAAACACUAAAGUUUGUAAUUUGUUUGAUUUAACACAUUUAUUUUGAACAUGUUAACAAAUUGCAAAAAAAUUUAAACAUUUACCAAAACAUUCUUCACUUCACAACUAUCAAGGGUCCCAACAUCCCAACAUUGAACCCUGGGGAUCCCCAAAGGUAAUGUUCAGAAACGGGUUAACGAAGAGAGACCUCUCCCUCUAAAUCCAGGUCUUUGUAUUUUUUCAAAUAGUAAAUCUUGCUCUAACGUGUCAAAUGUUUUUUUUAUUUUGAGAACCAGAAAUACCACUACUACAUAUUCUUUAUUUUCUAUUGCUGUUUCUAUUUUUUAAUUUCUUCCUUUUAUACAAAUAAAGUGGUCUCACCAGCUCCAAAUCUAUGUUGCUGCUUAUAUGUAAUGUAUUAUGAUUUGUAAUGAAGUGAUAAAGUUUUGUAUGGAAUAUUUUCUAGUAUCCAUUAGAAGCAAAGGAAAAAGGUCUGCAGUUUGAGAGUAUGUUUGUAUCCAGCUUUAUAUAUUAUCUAUCAUAAUAAACAUUUGUCUUGGUUAGUAGAGGCUGGGUACAGAUAUGAGUCAGAGGUUUUAUAGUAAAUUUAAUUACAUUUUUAACCAAACAUUUCAAUUUUAUUCCAGACAGCGGGUCUUUUACUCUUGAUCUUUAAAACAAUUUCUUACAUAUAGAUUUUUUAAUACAACUUUGCUUGCCACAUAAUUGAAGUCAAACCAGGACUUCUAAUAAUGACAAAUAAAUCAUUACAUGUAUUUGUGACCAAGGCUAUGUUGCUGUUUCCUUUUUACCAGUCAAUUAUCUCUCCUUCCCAGAUUUCUCUUUUCAUCAAACGAUUUAAAUUUUCCAUGUAAUUUUUUUAUUAUUGUAUCAAUUGUCCUCCAGUCGUUCUGUAUUAAGUCAUUUUGCAGUUUC